Molecule: messenger RNA, 1772 nt
Organism: Eurytemora carolleeae
Lineage: Eukaryota; Metazoa; Arthropoda; Copepoda; Calanoida; Temoridae
Exons: 4
Coding region: 222-782 (186 amino acids)
Source: RefSeq, a predicted model, not a curated record
GUUAGCGCCAUUAGAACUGUACUCCAGAAAAUCUUAAAUAUAAUAGAAGAAACUCCUCUCCUGUCCGGUUGUAUGACAGGUAUAAAGGUGUCCUGAAGAACUGUAUAUCCUGGUAUCCUGGUAUAUAGCGCAAAGCAGAGUAAACAGUAGUUCCAGGUACACACUUUAGCUGUAAAUAGAUGAUAUAUAAGAUUAGGCAAUAGAACAGUCGGAACCUGAAAAUGUUUAGAGUUGAUCAGUUUAACCAGUCUUUACAUGAUCAAGGACAAGGGAGAUGUGGCUCCGGGAACGGAUUUAAUUUUCUAAACCUGAUGACAUUCUCAAUACUCAGCUCAUCAACCAUAGUCAACCUUGUCAACAGCAACAACAACAACAAUAAUAAUAACAACAAUAACAAUAACAACAACAACAACAAUAACGCAAACCAGAAUAUGAUUACUAUAACGGUGUCCAAUUCUAACAUGAAUAUGGUCGGCGGACGAAAGAAAUCAACAGUUAGCUUUUUAUCCUUACUCAGUGAGGACCUGGAGACAAGCUUGCAGAGGGUUCUACUCAGUGCCAGGAUCGGAGAGGAUUGUGGAACCUUGCUCUGGUGUACAGGGCAGAAGUUUCUAUUUCAGGAUCUGAGUGGAACUGGAAGGUUUGGUCGACUCUUCAUUUAUCUGUUACUGGGUGAGUUGUCAGGUUCUACUGGAGGAAUAUUCAGGGAACUUGUGGAACUCCACACUGAAGGAGAUUGCAAGGAGAAACUAGAAUCUAUUUCAUUCUUAUCCUGUCUGUAAUUCUUUAAUCAAUUCAAUUUUUCUUUCUAUACCCUAAAGGGAAUGUAGACACAAUUCUACGUGACCCUCCUUUUAAGGAGUUUCAUGCAAGAUUCACAACUUCAAAACUUUAUCUGAGUAAACGAUGAGUAAGAUAUUGUCAACUUUAUCUGAGUAAACAAUGAGAAAGAUAUUGUCAACUUUAUCUGAGUAAACGAUGAGUAAGAUACUGUCGUUUUUUAUUCCUUGAAAAGAAAUAUCUUCUGCUAAUUUUCUUCCUUGUAUCUGCUACAUAAAUCCACGAGUCAAUUUGAUAAAGAAACCGAAAUUGAAAAUUAUCAAUUUUUAAAAAAGAAUAACAUGGAUAUCUUACUCCUUGAUACUCAGAUAAAGGUUUAUAGGUUCCCGGAAACUUGUUAAAUAAAGCGUCGAUUUAAAUACAUAAAGAAUGGUCAAAACUUUUUUACAGUGUACAGUUAUAGACUUUAUUUAAUCUGUUUAACAGUGUACAGUUAUAGACUUUAUUUAAUCUGUUUUACAGUGUACAGUUAUAGACUUUAUUUAAUCUUUUUCUUAAAUUAAAAAUGUUCGGCUGCUUUACUUUAUUUCGUUGUCAGGUCCUUUUUUACAUUUCCACAAGAAUACGGUAGAAGGGCAGAGGGAAAAAUAUAAACUGUUAUAACUGGUAUUAAAAGAUUAGAUCUUCAUUAAUAAUGUCUUAUCCUACAUUGGUAUCCAUGCAUUCUUGCAAUAUAUGUUGCUUAAUGUAGAAUAUACAUGUAUUGUAUUUUUUAUGUAGAUAUUUCUAAAUGUAAUUUUGUUUAAUCCAAUUAUUUAUAAAAAUAAACAACAAAAAAAAAGAGAUUAAUAUUUAUUAUCAUCACAGAUUUUAGAUUUCAAAGUUUGGCACUGAAAUAACAAGUCUAGUACAAUGGUACAGUACAGUACAAUGAGUAUACACUUUAGUACAAUCAAAUGAAAAAGGUACAUUAUGAAAAUUCAGGUUUUUAC